Cuscuta europaea is the source of this 2429-nucleotide messenger RNA. Lineage: Eukaryota; Viridiplantae; Streptophyta; Magnoliopsida; Solanales; Convolvulaceae. The record is from the annotation of a GenBank genome assembly.
GUGUGGGGCUUGGUUCUUUUCCGGUGGGCCGUAAAUUCAACCAGUGUGUUUAUCAGUUUAUGCCGUUUACGGUCAUAUAGAAGGGAUGUUUGACUGCGCAGCUGGAGCUACCGAGACUUUUUUGCCUAAACCCGAGCCCAUGGACGUAAACGCCCUCAAGCUCUUAUCAGAAACUCUAGAAUCGAUAUUUGAGACCUCUUCUUUUCCGGACUUUGACUUCUUCGCUGACGCAAAGCUGGUGGCAGUAGGCGGGAAGGAAAUUCCAGUGCACAGGUGUAUACUAUCUGCAAGAAGUCCGUUCUUUAGGAAUAUGUUUUGUGGGAAAGAUAAAAGUGUGAGAUUGGUUUUGAAAGAGUUGAUGAAGGAGUAUGAGGUGAGCUAUGAUGCAGUGGUGACUGUUUUGGCUUACCUUUAUUGUGGAAAAGUUAGAGCUUCACCAAAGGAUGUAUGCACUUGUGUUGACAUUGAGUGCGCACAUGUAGCUUGUAGGCCUGCCUUGGAGUUCAUGGUGGAGCUUUUAUAUGCUUCCUAUACAUUUGAGAUAUCAGAACUGGUUGCAAAGUUUCAGCAGUCCAGAUAUAUCAUUUCCAUUUGAUCAUGGACAAGCCGAUUCAUGGACACAUCAAAACAAGAGAGAAAUUUACACAAGCCCAGGCCAAAGCUUUGGAGACUUGAAGAUCUUCAAUUCAGUACUCAGACUAAGGUCUUGGGAGUUGGGACUCCCAAGCUUGCAGCCCCAAAACCAUAGAAAUUGGCAGAAGGUGUCUUGAGGCCAUGGACUCCCCAGGAUUGCCACACCGACAUAGCACACAUGCCCCUUUCUGGUGUAGCAAUAGGCUUAAGAUUGUAACCCACAAUUUCUUUUUUGACAACUCACAGACUGGCUAAGUUUGUGAGGUAAGGAUGCAGGCCCAAAACUAUAGAGAUUGACAGAUGGUGUCUUGAGGCCAUGGAGUCCCCAGGACUGCCACACCGACAUGUGCCCCUUUUUGGUGUAGCAACGGGCCUAAGAUGGUAAUCCACAUGUUCAUUUUUGAGGACCCACAGACUGCUACAUCUUCAAGACAGCUUUUAGAUAUUCUCAAAAAGGCUGCAGCAGAUGAUGUAUUGAUAGUUUUUUCAGUUGCAUACACGUGCGGUAUAAGGUGUGAGGCAUUAAUGUCCAGUUGCAUGGAUAUUAUUGUCAAAUCAGAUAUCGACACAAUCACCCUUGAAAAAGCAUUGCCUUGUCAAAUUGUGAAACAAAUUACUGAUUCCCGUACAAAGCUUGGUUUGCAAGUGCCAGGAAGCAACAGGUUUCCUGAUAAACACGUGAAGAGAAUACACAGAGCUCUGGAUUCGGAUGAUGUUGAAUUGGUCAGGAUGCUAUUAAAAGAAGGACAUACUAAUUUAGACGAUGCAUAUGCUCUCCACUAUGCUGUAGCUUACUGUGAUGCAAAGACUACAUCAGAGUUACUUGAUCUAUCAAUUGCAGAUGUGAACCAUCGAAAUUUGAGGGGAUACACAGUGUUGCAUGUUGCUGCAACAAGAAAAGAUCCUAAAAUUGUAGUGUCCCUUUUGACAAAGGGAGCUAGACCUUCUGAUUUGACAUCAGAUGGAAGGAAAGCGCUUCAAAUUGCAAAGAGGCUCACUCGUGCCAUGGAUUAUAAAAAACCUGUAGAGCAAGGAAAAACUACCCCAAAGAAUCGGCUGUGUAUAGAGAUUUUGGAGCAAGCAGAAAGAAGGGAUCCACUACUAGGAGAAGCUUCUGAAUCCCUUGCUAUGGCUGGUGAUGAUCUGAGAAUGAAAUUGUUGUACCUUGAAAAUAGAGUUGGGCUGGCUAAGCUUCUCUUCCCAAUAGAAGCUAAGGUUGCAAUGGAUAUUGCCCAAGUUGAUGGCACGUCAGAGUUCCCUCUAUCUUGCAUCAAUAGGAAUAUGGCUGAUGCGUCAAGGAGAAUGACUGUAGAUUUGAACGAUGUGCCUUUCAAACUCAAAGAGGAGCAUCUAAAUCGGAUGAGGACACUUUCCAAAACAGUGGAACUAGGAAAACGCUUUUUCCCACGCUGCUAUGGGAUUCUCAAUAAAAUCAUGGACAAUGAUGAUUUAUCAGAGAUAGCUUGCGUUGGGAAUGAGACUCCAGAAGAGCAUCAAUCAAAGAGACAAAGGUAUAUGGAACUUCAAGAAAUUCUGACCAAAGCUUUCACAGAGGAUAAAGAAGAGUUUGAUAAGGCUAAUGUUUCCUCUUCGUCUUCCUCAGCAUCUCUGGCUGCUGCUAAUCCUGAGGGGAAGCUCAAGAAGUCAGGUUGGUAAAUUGUAUAGUAGCUACUAGCAGAGAGAGCAUUUUGUCAUUACUUGGUCUGUAAAUACCCACCACAAGUACCAAACCGCUUUUUAUUUUCUAUAUUCACUAAUCAUAUAUACAGAAUAUAAUAUAAUGAGUUCUGCAUCCC